CUCACCCCCUCCCCACCAUGCCUGCUUCCUCUCUCUUCUUUCUCUCUCACAGCAGAAUCUUUCCUUUCCCGAUCCAGUCACUUUCUCUCCGCUCUCCACGUUUUCCUUCCCAGCCCUGCACAUCUCCGGAUCAAUGGAUGGUACAGGGCUCUAACUCUUGCCUCUCACAUACAGCUGGUGGACAGCACCAGUAACAAGUGAGAGCUUCGCAUCCUUUUUUUUACAUUUUUAAAAUCUUUCCCUCCAAGGAACAUCUGUCAAGCUAGAAAGGGAGAGAAUAAUCAUACCGUAGCUGUUUCCCGUUGGAUUGUCAGCGUACAAAUUUUUAUUUUAUCUUGUACUGCAGGAGCGGAAGAAAUGGAAGGAGCCUUAUUCUUUUGAUGCACCCUGCUUUGCCUUUUGGCUGGAUCUCUUUCCCCCUCCCUCCAUGGAUGCUAUUCAAACAGAAGGACCUCCUGUCGCCUUACCGCUUCUUUUCCUCUGAGUUAGUUCUCUGACAUUUCCUGACUUGGAGACUGAAUGCAACUUUUAAAGGAAAUAAUAACAGACAAAACAGGAGCCCUGAAACCGCCUCACCUUGUUAUUGGGGAAGAACUAAGGGAAGACUCCUUCCACCCCCAGCAAAAGGGAGGAGAUCCAAGUGGCUGUGUGUAACGUGUGGGAUUGUUGCCUGUGAUCCGGACCCAAAUAUCCGUAGGUGUGUUUUGAAAUAUGGAGAAUAGCCUUGGAUGUGUUUGGGUACCAAAACUGGCUUUUCUGCUGUUUGGGAUCUCUGUCCUCACUCUGGAUCUUGAAGUCACGGGCUCCCAGGUUAAGGGAUUUACAACAUUACGGUUCCUGAUUGAGCCUUCGGAUGCUGUUACCAUGCGAGGAAGUAACGUCUUACUCAACUGUACAGCAGAGUCAGAUCAAGGAUCUCCAGUCAUCAAAUGGAAGAAGGAUGGCGCUUUUUUAAACUUGGCAGUGGAUGAGAGAAGACAGCAAUUUUCCAAUGGAUCUCUUUUGAUACAAAAUAUAGUCCAUUCCAGACACCAUAAACCUGAUGAGGGCCUUUAUCAGUGUGAAGCAUCAUUAGAAGGAAUUGGAGCCAUCAUCAGUAGGACAGCCAAAGUCUCAGUAGCAGGUCCAUUAAGGUUUCUGUCUCAGACAGACUCUGUCACAGCAUUUACGGGAGACACCAUUUUGUUAAAAUGUGAAGUUGUUGGAGAACCUAUGCCUACAAUCCACUGGCAGAGGAAUCAAGAAGACCUGAUUUUGAAUCCUGGUGAUACGCGUGUGGCAAUCCUGCCUUCUGGAUCUUUACAAAUCAGCAAAAUUCAAGCAGGGGACAGUGGGAUUUAUAGAUGCCUGGCAAAAAAUCCUGCAAGUUCAAGAAUUGGAAAUGAAGCAGAAGUCAGAGUUUUGUCAGAUCCUGGGUUGCACAGGCAACAAUUUUUCCUGCAAAGACCGUCAAACGUGGUUGUUGUAGAAGGGAAAGAUGCAGUGUUGGAAUGUUGUGUUUCUGGCUAUCCAGCCCCAGUCUUUACAUGGCUGAGAGGAGAUGAAACAAUUCCAUUCAGGUCUAGAAAAUAUUCAUUACUCGCUGGUAGUAACUUGCUGAUAUCGAAUGCAACAGAUGAUGAUUCUGGGACAUAUACUUGCGUGGUUACAUACAAAGAUGAGAACAGCAGUGCUUCAGCAGAAUUAUCGGUAUUGGUUCCACCAUGGUUUAUCAAUCAUCCUUCAAAUCUCUAUGCCUACGAAAGUAUGGACAUUGAGUUCGAAUGUGCUGUCUCCGGUAAACCAAUCCCUACAGUGCAGUGGAUCAAGAAUGGAGAAGUCGUCAUUCCUAGUGAUUAUUUUCAGAUUGUGGGUGGCAGCAACCUGCGAAUUCUGGGGUUGGUAAAGUCAGAUGAAGGCUUCUACCAGUGCGUAGCUGAAAAUGAUGCCGGAAACGCACAGACCAGCGCACAGCUAAUCAUCCCUGAGCCUGCUAUCCCAAGUUCCAGUAUCCUCCCCUCUGCUCCCCGAGAUGUGGUCCCUGUUUUGGUCUCCAGUCGAUUUGUCCGUCUCAGUUGGCGUCCCCCCGCGGAGGCAAAGGGAACCAUCCAGACGUAUGCUGUGUACUUCUCUAGGGAAAGUGUCAACAGGGAGCGGGCUCUAAACACGUCUCAGUCUGGGGUGCUCCAGCUCACAGUGGGGAAUCUGAAACCCGAAGAGACCUACACCUUCCGAGUGGUGGCAUACAAUGAAUGGGGACCAGGAGAAAGCUCGCACCCCAUUAAAGUGGCAACACAACCAGAAUUGCAAGUUCCAGGACCAGUAGAAAACCUACGGGCUGUAUCUGUUUCACCUACCUCAAUUCUUAUUACAUGGGAACCCCCUGCCUAUGCAAAUGGUCCAGUCCAAGGUUAUAGACUAUACUGUACAGAAGUAACCACUGGAAAAGAACAGAAUAUAGAAGUGAAUGAUCUAUCAUACAAGUUGGAAGGGCUGAAGAAAUUCACAGAAUAUACCCUACGAUUUCUGGCUUAUAAUCGUUAUGGACCUGGAGUGUCAUCUGAUGACCUGACUGUCAGGACCCUUUCAGAUGUUCCAAGUGCUAUGCCUCAGAAUGUCUCCUUGGAAGUGGUGAACUCAAAGAGCAUCAAAGUGAGUUGGCUACCUCCACCUACAGGUAUGCAAAAUGGAUUUAUCACCGGCUACAAAAUCCGACACAGAAAAACAGCCCGUAGGGGUGAGAUAGAAACACUGGAGCCAAACAACCUCUGGUAUCUGUUCACAGGUCUUGACAAAGGAAGCCAAUACAGUUUCCAAGUAGCAGCUAUGACAGUCAAUGGAACAGGACCCUCUUCAGAUUGGUAUACCGCAGAAACUCCAGAGAAUGAUCUCGAUGAAUCUCAGGUUCCUGACCAGCCAAGCUCUCUUCAUGUCAGGCCUUUGUCAACCAGCAUCGUAAUGAGCUGGACACCGCCUCUGAAUCCAAAUAUCGUUGUACGUGGAUACAUCAUUGGCUAUGGUGUGGGCAGCCCAUACGCUGAGACAGUGCGAGUAGACAGCAAACAGCGAUACUAUUCCAUUGAACACUUGGAACCCAGUUCCCACUAUGUCAUCUCUUUGAAAGCUUUCAACAAUGUUGGGGAGGGUGUCCCUCUUUAUGAAAGUGCCACCACCAGAUCUCUGACAGACCCCAUUGACCCAUUAGAAGUUGAUUUUUAUCCUUUGCUUGAUGAUUUCCCUACCUCAGUCCCAGAUAUCUCCACCCCCAUGCUCCCACCAGUAGGUGUCCAGGCCGUAGCAUUAACCCACGAUGCGGUGAGGGUCAGCUGGGCAGACAACUCUGUCCCCAAGAAUCAGAAGACAACCGAGGUUCGAUUUUACACCGUCCGAUGGAGAACCAGCUAUUCAACAAGUGCUAAAUACAAGUCAGCUGACACAACAGCACUGAGUCAUACUGUAUCAGCUCUUAAGCCCAACACCAUGUAUGAGUUCUCUGUGAUGGUCACAAAAGGUCGAAGGUCAAGCACAUGGAGUAUGACAGCUCAUGCUACUACAUAUGAAGCAGCCCCAACCUCUGCUCCCAAGGAUCUGACAGUCAUUACUCGUGAAGGCAAACCUCGGGCUGUAAUUGUGAGCUGGCAGCCUCCAUUAGAAGCCAAUGGGAAAAUUACAGCAUACAUCCUUUUUUACACCUUGGACAAGAACUCCCCCAUUGACACUUGGGUUAUGGAAUCCAUCAGUGGUGAUCGGCUUACACAUCAAAUCAUGGACCUCAAUUUGGACACAGUCUACUACUUUCGAAUACAAGCUCGUAACGCCAAAGGAGUGGGACCACUCUCUGAUCCUAUUCUUUUCCGGACUCUAAAAGUGGAACAUCCUGACAAAAUGGCUAAUGAUCAAGGUCGCCAUGGAGAUGGGGUCUAUUGGCCAGUUGACACAAACUUGAUCGACAGAAGCAGCCUUAAUGAACCCCCCAUUGGGCAAAUGCAUCCUCCACAUGGAAGUGUAACACCCCAGAAGAACAGCAAUCUUCUUGUCAUCAUCGUUGUCACUGUUGGAGUUGUGACUGUGGUCGUAGUGGUGAUUGUGGCUGUGAUUUGUACUAGGCGAUCGUCAGCACAACAGAGGAAAAAGCGUGCUACUCACAGUGCUGGCAAGAGGAAGGGCAGCCAAAAAGACCUGAGACCUCCAGAUCUUUGGAUACACCAUGAAGAGAUGGAAAUGAAGAAUAUUGAAAAGCCAUCAGGCUCUGAACCACCAGGAAGAGACUCACCCAUGCAAAGCUGUCAGGACAUCACUCCAGGCAGCCACAGCCAAUCUGAAACUCAGAUGGGCAGCAAGAGUGCCUCACAGUCUGCUCCUGACACGGAAGAAGUAGGAAGCAGCAUGUCCACAUUGGAACGUUCCCUGGCAGCUCGCAGGGCAACACGUGCCAAACUCAUGAUUCCUAUGGACUCACAACCCAGCAAUCCCUCUGUAGUCAGUGCCAUCCCAGUCCCAACAUUAGAAAGUGCUCAGUACCCAGGGAUCCUGCCUUCGCCGACAUGUGGAUACCCACAUCCUCAGUUCACGCUCCGACCUGUGCCAUUCCCAACGCUCUCAGUCGAUCGGACUUUUGGGACAGGAAGAACAGUGAGUGAAGCACCAGCCCCACAACAAACGUCCAUGUUACCACAAUCACAGCCUGAACAUCCCAGCAAUGAGGAUGCCCCAAGCAGGACAAUUCCAACAGCAUGUGUCCGGCCUACGCAUCCUCUCCGCAGCUUCGCCAACCCCUUGCUACCUCCGCCAAUGAGUGCAAUAGAACCGAAAGUCCCUUACACACCACUUUUAUCUCAAACAGCGCCCAGCCUUCCCAAGGCUCAGGUUAAGACAGCAUCACUUGGACUAGCUGGAAAAGCAAGAUCCCCUCUUCUUCCCGUCUCAGUGCCGACAGCCCCAGAAGCAUCAGAAGAGGGUCUCAAACAAACAGAAGAUCCUGCAAACGUAUAUGAACAGGAUGAUUUAAGUGAACAGAUGGCUAGUUUGGAGGGGCUAAUGAAGCAACUUAAUGCCAUCACAGGCUCAGCCUUCUGAAGGUUUUGGAUGAUGAAUGGAAGAAUGGAGUUACCCAGGAACAUUGCAGCAUACCAGCGUUUCAAAUAUACCACCACCCAAAGUCCUCAUCUGCCGUGUAGCUAACUGAUGCACCGCCAAACCCUGUUCUAAGGAUGGAUCUCACAGUGUUCAUACCGAUCCAGCAACAGCACUGAGCAGCACUGAGAAGCAAGAAACAAGAUGUUGGGACACUAGCACACACCUCUUAAUGGUGGUUUUGAUCUUCUGGCCUUAGUAGCGCACCAGUGGUGGGGUGGAGGGAAGUCAUAGUUUAGACCUGCUUCACAUAUUAUCCUAUUGUUAGCAUCUUGUGGCUUUUAAGUGACCAAUGCUUGCAUUUCCCCAUGUGAGACAUACAACAACAUUGUCUAAAAUGAAGAUCAAAUUAAAUUCUGGGAUUAUGCUUCCUUGUAGAAAUUCCUCAUGGAAUGUCUCCCUUUGCUUAGAUUGUCAUUAAGUGAUAUUCCCCCAUUUUUAAACAACAACAACAACAGCAACAACAACAACAACAACAACAACAACAACGGAGACUAAAUGCAAACCGAUAGGAUCAUUCCACUUAUGGUGAAGUCCAUUACAAAUUAACCCUGCAGAUCCACCAAGCAUGUAAUGGUCCUAUCCUAUGCCUGCAAUCAUGUUGCUAGCCACCUUUUCUUUCUACCAGUCCUCUUAUUUCCUCAGAUUUACCUUUGUGAAAAAGAUAGAGCCUUCAGCCCAAUGUGCUUACAGAAAUUGUAAAGACUUCAGGGCUGGGGACUUGUGUGGGACAUCGAUAAAUGGUGAAGAGCCUGAGCCAAGGAAGCUCCAGUGUUUCUCAACUUCAGCAUUAAUAGAUACUGCACAUGGAUGUUCAAAUACCCUAAAAUUUUAUUGGUGCAUCUAUUGCAAGUCCUCUCUAUCAACCAUAGUAAUCUAUUCACAAAGGUAAGCUUGGGACAAGUGGAAAGAUCAGGUGGCAUUCUCCUCUCAGUGUAUUCUACAAAUCAGUUUUACAGUUCUUGUAGUAAUAGAGAUGGGUUUGCUUUAAAAGAUCUCCAAGGAAGCUUUGAAAAAUGUAAGCCAAUCAUGAGCUGACUUAGAGGAAAUUUUCUUCAUUAAUUUCCACUGGACAUAAAAAAACCCCAAGAAGUGAGCCUACUGUUUCUUCUUCAGGAACAAUACUAGAUGAAGUUAAGUGACUUUUGCCAAUACUAGCAACAUUUUUCUGUUUUGUUUAUCUAUAACACCAGUUUUAGUCAUCAAAUUUAAUUGUGCUUUCAUUUAAAUUGAUCACAAGCAAUGUGCUGGACAUUUCAAACAAGACCAUUGCCAAAUUGUGUGGAAGAAGAAACCAAGUAGGUCAAUUUCCCAGUUACAAUGAUGUCAUCAUGGAAAUAUAUGAAGCAGGUGUUGAAGGCCAUUCUUUCCUUCCUUCCUUCCUUAUAGGUUUGUAAUUUUAUGAUGUAGACCAUACAGGAGCAUUAUGGCAUGCAUCUUAAGGCACUGUGAAAUCAUAUGUUUUGUGUAACUCCUCUUCUUUGUUUUCCUUCAUAUUUUCAUUGUUAAACAUCAGCACAUAGCACCAAAGGGUUGGUAUAUUCUCAACGGCACAAAAAAUGAAUGCAAAUAACAGUAACGCUCUCUAUCUAUCUAUCACAUAGCAUAAGUGACAGCAAUUUUUUUGAGAGAGAAAUGGAACACUGGUGCAAAUGUCCUUGGAGUUACAUAUAUUCUUCAACAGAGGUUAUCAGUAGUGAAUGUGCAUCUUUGCCAGGCUGCUAGUAUCUAUAUGCAUUUCAAAACAGAUCUAAUAUAUAGUACGGCCCCCUUACCUACAGGACCAGUACCCAAAGUUUCAUGUACCCACAUCUAACAAAAUAUGUCCUCUCUGGGAAUGUUCUAGUUCCUCCAGGCAAUACUAUGGUAAACUUCCACCAGAAGUUAAUAUAGAGUCACCCUAGAGAACAUUAGCAAAUUCUAGGAAUAUUCAAGGUCUUCAAGGGUGACUCUAUGGGAACUUUCAGUGAAAGUCAUUCAUUUUAAUAGGGUUUGGUAUUAUCCACAGUACUCUGUUUCUAUGGUAAGUUCAGGAAUGUAUCAUCUGUGGAUAUGGAGGUCGUACUGUAAAACUGUUUUAUUCAAGAACAAAGAGAGGCAAGUAAUACAGAUUUGUUACUGGAAAGAAAUCCACCACUGACUUGCCUCUACUUCAUCCUGAUGCAAGACUGUUCAGUUUCAUAGGUCUGUAGGACAGCUAUUAAGUAGGACAGGUUCUUCACUUUAAGGAAAGUAGGUUCUAGUUGUAAGCUGGGCACUGAGAAGACAGAACAGAAACUGAGCUGUAAGAUUACUUGUGCCAGCAUAUAAGUCCCUAGAAUAGAUUGUGAGAGUCAUGUCAUGUCCAUUUUGCCUGUACUCUGAGGCAUAUACACAGUACAAAUGUUUACAGACAAGCUACCAGAAUGUUAGAGGACAAGAGGGAAAUACAAGGUUUUUCUUUAAUAUUUUCAUGUUGCUUUCAUCCAGUGGCUGAAAGCAAAACUGUCCCAAUUUACAUCAGGAUUCUGGUUAGGAACAUAAAUAAUUCUUUUCUUCAAGCUCUCAUUCCACUCUUCUGGAUUUUAUUGCUGUGUUUUUACAUUGACAUUCAGAACUGGUGAUAUGAACAAAAUGUUGCAUGCACACUUCUCACUGCUGUACUUUCGGCAUUCAUUCAGAGUUAAUCCCUGUUUUCACAGGCAAACCACCAAAAAGCAACUAAAUUUGCAUAUUUAUCAGUUAUGAGGCUGCAAAAACCCAAUAAGAAGGUUUCAGCUGAAUUAUUACAUUCAGCACUCUCUUUGAUUUCAAGCUUGAGUAGGUCAUAAUUUUAAAAGAGCAUGGAAGGGAGAGAGAAGAUCUUUACAUCCUAAUAGCUCUUUUUAUUAGGAAGGUAAUUAUAUGUGAAUUCCUGAAUAAAAUAUUUGGAAUAAAAUGGCAGAGCUUCAGAAGUAAAAAUUCAGCAAGCUUUUAAAAAUACAGUAUCAUAUUGGGUAUGAGAUUAGAGCUUGAACAGAUGAUCCACUCAAAAUGCUAGCAUAGUUGUGAAAAUGCCUCCCCACCCCUCGCCCCAUGUUGUUUAUUCAAUUUAGUCUCGAAUUUUAAGGCAAUAUUUUUAAUAACGAGGCAGGCUUAUUUAGGAGGUUGAGUUUUUAAUGUUCUGACCAAUUGGUGAUGGCACUCCACUGCAUCCAGUUGUAUGGAUGCUGCAUAGCUCGGUCUCUUGCUUAAAUAAAAGCAAGAAUAGCAAGAUUACUUUCCCAACUUGGCAAGUACAAAAAUAAAUCCUCUUGAGAAUUUUGGGUAGUAUCAUAACACUGGAUUUUGCUGUUAUGUUCCCUAGCAACAAUUCUGAACCAGGGUUUAAAAAUCCAACAACUGAAAAGGAAAUUGUUCAUGCAAAAAUGGUACAAAGUGAAAGCGUUUUCCAUCUUUGUGUAGUCCCGCCACUGUGUCUUCACUUUCUGAUAUGCUAGUCUGGGAGCAGAUGUUUCUACUCUUCCCACUCAGUAUAUAGGACCUAUUCAUUUCUCCAUUCCUUAGGGAUAUAAUAAGGACUUUCACACUCAGAUAUUUUCUGACUUCCAUAGAAACUAUCUUAUGGAGGUAGGUUUUUGUGUGGUUUAAUCUUCAUAAUCUUUUAUUUAUUUGUUGUGAGGAAGAUAGUUUGUUUAACUUAGAAGAUUUUAAUACUUCUUUUCUGUAGAUUCAGAAAUCAAACUAUUUCCUUAUGACAAAACAGUGCAUUUAAAAUAAAGUUCUUAGCUUCUGACAUCAAAGACCUUUGCAUAUUCUGCAUGGGAAAUAAAUACUAACUAUGGAUUAAUCAUGGAGAAAACACUUAAUUAGACUGAUGCUGAUAUUGGACAAUGGAUCUAAAGAAGGCAUGGGGAAACUUCAGCCCUCCAGGUGUUUGGGACUUCAACUCCCACAAUUCCUAACAUCUGGUAAGCUGCCUGGGAUUUCUGGAAGUUGAAGUGGAGGGCCAAAGUUUGCCCAUGCCUGAUUUAAAGUAAUGUCUACUUCUACAGCUUUCCACAGAAAUGUUUGGUUCUAAUCCACUGCAUUCCAGUCUGUCUUACAUCAGGAAACUGUCAUUCAGCAGAAAGAACUUGUUUAGCAUUCAAUCUGAUGGUGGCCUUUAAUCUUCUAGAAGAUCAAGGUCAAUGCCUAAUGUAUGGGAGAUGCCACCUCAUUUUGUCUAGCAGAAUCAGAGGUAUAAACACUUUUUCAAAUGCCUCCACACUACCAUUGAGCCAUAAAUUGACUAAGAAAAUUAUUUAGAAAGUAUCAAAGGCCAAAGGACAAGUCUCUGUAUCUUCAGUGUGCAGGCCCUGGAAGGAUAGCCUUUCAUUUUUCCUUGCUAAGGCCACCUGAUUUUUUACUAUUCAAAAAUAGAGUUUUACGUUUUCCUGUAAAAUGGAAUGCCAGCUCUAUGAAGGGUAGAUGUUAUUUUAUUGUUAUUGAGAUUAGGCUAUUCCAUUGAAUUUUACACUGUUUCAGUGCAAAAUACUUAUCUUAACCUGCUUAUAAACAUUCAAGCCAUUGGACAUAAUUUUAUACAUAUGUACCAAGAAUCAAUUCAUUCCCAUUAAUCAACUAUCCAGAAGAAAGAGAAUGAACUUCAGUUCAUUCUCAAUACCUGUAAUUUCAAUACUUGUUGAAAUUGUGGGUAGUCUCUCUAACAGAUAUUCUUCCUCAAUGAAUUUUUAUGAUAUCCUCCAUAUUUUUCAGGUGUUUCUAUUUAACAUCAUUGGUUUCUGUGCUUUACUCUUCUAAAGCUUCUAGAAUUAAACCAUACUAUUUGAUGUGUCUGUAAAGCUUUUAAAAGUUGUUCUUCAUUGCAAGAACUUUUCCAUUUUGUUGAUAACUGAUUUCUUGUUAUGGAGCUCACAUUUCUCUCCAUUCUUGAUAUUUUUUUUUACUGCUCUUGAUGAAUACUUUAAUAUAGAUAAAGAAUUCAAUUCAUUGAGCUUAUUCUAGAUAGGCUUCACAAUUGUGCCUUGCCCCCUCCUGCAGACAGAGCAUCAUCAAUCAUAGCUUUUGCAACCCAUUUUUUAUCUGUCCUUGAUAAAAUAUUACACUAACAUUCACCAUAAUCAUGAUUUCUACCAUCUUCUUGAUUAUGUCCAUCUUCCAAAAAGGACAGAGUCAAGUGCUGAAGAUUCUGUUCCCAGAUAGGAUAUUGUUGAUCUGGUCUUAUGUGAGCCCUUUAAUUUUUAUUUCUGACAAACCCCAAUUAUAACUUCAAAAUUUACAAAAGAACAGACUGUAUCCUCUCACAAAGCUUCAUCUGUCCUAAGAAUGUCUUCUACAUCUUCCCAUUGGCAUACCAUCUAGUAUUAUCACAGUAAGAUAUUUCCCCAAAAUAAAUGGUUGGGUGAAUCUGUAUAUUUUGCUGUUUCCCACACUGAGGCUUUUUAAAUAAUCCCAAACUCUAUUUAUAAAGGAGUCAAAUUUGGAAUAGGUAAUUCUAAGAAGCUAACUGAAUCAGCCUUUCAGCCAAAUUCAGUACAGCUGCCCCAAGCCCAUGAAAAACUUUCUUGUUCCUGCCCGCUAUAUACCUCUAUUAAAGAUAGGGAGUUUCCCAAGAGGAAAGAAAAUGAGUAGGCAACCCUAAAUCAGUUCUUCAACCAUAGAAUCAUAGAACUGGAAGGGAUCAAAAGGGCCAUCCAACCGAACCACAUUCUGCAAGGCAGGGACACACUAUCAAAGCACUCCAAACUGAAGAGCAUCCAGUCUUUCUUUAAAAGUCUCCAGAGAAGAUGACUUCAUCACACUCCCAAGCAACGUAUUCCGCUAUAGAACAGCUCUUGAAAUCAGGAAGUCUUUUCUAAUAUUUAGAUGGAUUCUUUUUCCUUUAGUCUAAUCCAUUGCUCCACACAACAUCUUCAAGCCUAUGGUAAUGAUUUGCAACCCAUUUACUAUAAGAUAGAAUUUGAAGUAGCAGUUACCUUUGGGAACAAAGUCAGUUUACUUUCAGAUCUUUGUUUAUAUCCACUAUUUCUGUUGAUACGCAGGGCUAAAGUGAUGUUUUGCUCUAGCAUUACCUUUCUGUAUAAGGUGCCAUUCUGCAUACCAUUUCUCUUGGAAAUAUAAAACAGUUAUGUGGGGUGCUUGAUGUAUCCUGCAAAUCCUGAGGGCUUUGGCUUUCUGUCUUCUUCAUCUGCAGACUCCCCAAAGGAUAUAGUCUGUGUCUUAUGUUUCCUUUUUUGAGGAUAAAUGUAUUCUUUCCCAAAUAACCCACUAAUUUGUUUGCUUUCCCUAGUUGAUCCCAACAUUCCUAAUAGUCUUAAGGACAUUCCACCACAUGUUAGAUAAUAUCAGCCUUUUUCCACUGCUACAUGAGCUUUGCCUUCAAUUUUAAUCAAAUAUUCUGCUGCUGACUCAAAUAUCUAUUCAGUAAGUCAUCUUGUGGGCCCUUUCUUGGAAUUUCAUAUGCGUUAGAUUAUAGCUUGUCACACAGUGGAGUUACACAAAAGAAAAAAAUGUAUGGUAAACCUGGAACUAGUUGUCUCUCCGUGGUUAUUUGUGCAGUCAUGUAACCCAUUUCUUGCCCUGGUGCAGUUACCUCUUAACUAUAUUAGCAACUAUCAUAGAUGAGAAGAAGGAAAUAAACAGUUGAGUGCGUCUUCUACAAUCCAGGACAUGUGCUCAUAUGCCAGAGCCAGAUCCCACCAACUUGUGUGCCAGAAAAGUUCCAGAGAUUAUUCUGCAUGGGUACAGAAUCCACUUAACUAAAUCACAAUUGAGAUUCAAAAACAACACUUAUCAACAUGAACAACUUGCCUGUCUCUAAUCAUAGAGAAUGAAUUGAAAGUAUGUGGUUAUUCAUUCAGUGUAUGAUCCCCAUGACAAUGCUAUAUGAUGUUAAAGGCUACCUUGUUCCUUCUUUCUUAUCCUCACUAAAAAGUUAAAUGGAGUGUCAUAAAUACUGAAAGUAGCCAUAUAGGAAUAGCACUGAAUCAAUGAGGGAAACAGAAAAUCAUGUUCUGUGUUGUCUUGGAAGUAUUCUCUCGAGGCUACAUAAAGGGUCUACUUUAUUGAAUAUAAGAACUGCUUUGGAUUUUAAUACAUGAGUAGGAAAGCAAAUAUACCCCACCAGAACCUGGUGUCUGACAGAAAAGUCACAAACUAACUUGCACUGCUUUGAAGAGCCAUGUAACUUACCAUUUAUAGUCUUCAUGGUCCAUCUUCAUGCAUACUUAACAAUAUUUUGGAAAUUAAAAAGGCAUACGUUUCCAACAGGUCCUACUCCUUUCUCUAAUUGUGGUUUAAAGAUAUUGUUAAGUAAAAUUGGUUUUUGAAAUGGCUUUAUGAUAGCCACAUCCCUCCUAGUUGAUUCUGUGACAGACUAGUUCAAUCAGAUUGCCAUAAUCUGAGGCUAUGUAAUUUUUUGUUUAGCGAUCUUAGCAUUGUUCUCAUUUUCCCCCAAUCAUCUCUCCUCUCCUUUCCUCGUCUUUCCCAUUCCUCCUCCUUUUUUAUUUUUCUUCUUGCCCUCUCUUUGAAACUAGUAAUAACAGCGUGGUAUAAAUAUACCAUAAAGCCAUGGAGGCCAAUGGUAUCUCACUGUUAUGCUGUAAAUGUCUUUUGAUGAAGAAUGAGGAAGUGAUGCUGGUAGAUAGAAGGAACAAUGCUGUUUUUAUUAUUGUAAAAUAGAUCUGGCAAUGCCUACCUUUGUGAAUUGCCAUCAUGUUUGGGUGAGGGAGGGCAGGGCAGGGAGGGAAGGGGGUACUUUUUAUAAGUAAUAUUUAAUUUAUUAGAGUGCUUUCCUUGGGAUAAUUUAUGAUUGGGGGGAAGGGAUAUCUGGUUGAGACCUAGAGCAGGAUGUUAAAGCUGUGGUGUAUCUCAUGUUAAUGUAUGUUGAUUUUUGGAUCAACAAUUUCCUCCUCCCAUACCAAUCUCAGUCACAGCGAUGUAAUGCUAUCCUAUCCUAUCCACACAGAUUUUAUCUGAAGCUGAAAAUAACCAAUGCACAUAAUCCCCCCAAAUAUUUCAUUAAUUGGUAUGGAAUAUAUUUGCAGAUGGUUCUGUCAAACUUUAAAAAGUUUUGAUAGCUGUUCAUUUCAGUGGAAGAACUUACACAUUUCAUUAAUAUGUGACAUCAGUGUGAUUUUGAAGUGCACUUGAAGAAAAACUGUCCCACAGUAAAGAAAGGAUUUUUUCCAUAAGGAAAUACCGAAAGUAGGGACAGUUCAAUAUUGAUUUUUUACUUUUCUCAACCUCCUAGCCACAAGCACAUAUUAAAUCUUAUGUCUGCAUCAUUAUGUGUUUUUUUUUAAAAAAAAGUCCACUCAAACUGGAGACAUAGUGUCCAGAACACGUUAUAAUUAUGAAGGUUAAUGGUGAGCUCUUAAUGUCUUGGUUUGGGCCAUGAUAACCUAGAGAAUGCAAUUCCAUACAAAUUUCAUUGAGUUCAGUGAUCUUAUUAACAGGACUGCAAGGUUAACCAUGUGUGUUAUAUCUGAUCUGCACUGCACAGUAAAGAAUAGGGUGCUCUAAAUUACUGCUUCUUAAACUGUUGGCCCCAAUUCCAAAUGGAGUCCCCUUAGCUCAAUGUUGGGUUCAUGAAAAAUUGGCAAAAGGAAAAGACUUCUGAUUGCCACCGAUUUGCACCAUUCUGUUCACAACAAUGUGUAGUGUCUACAGUGAACUCUGCAGAAGAUGCUUCAGCUGCAUUUCAUAAAAAAGAAAAUCAGCCUGUUUAGCAUGCCUUGCAAAUGCUGAUUUGUUAUCAGGAAAUGUUUGGUUUUUAUACCUAUUUUUUAUACUUAUAUACCUAGGGUCUCAUAAAAUUUUCUCAGGUGGAAAGAGGUAAUGAGUGGAAAAGGUUUAAGAAGUUCUGCUCUAAAUCACUGAGCAGAAUUCACUAAAACAAACAGCAGUUCCAUGGAUUUCUGUGCAGUCCCCAUUUAAUUUAUUCUAGCUUGUUCAGGAGAACCUUUCAGAAUCUCAAAAUCCUCUCAAUCAAUAAAAGCAGUAGAAAUAAUCGGGAUAUGAUAUAUUAAGCAUUAUCUCUCCUCAGUUUUUGAUGAAAUUGUGUGUGGAUAUAUCAUCGAAGAAUUUUGAAGGACUGUAUCCUUGUGUGGCUUCUAGGAGAUUCUCCAUGGGUUAACACUCAAGUUAUUCCAUAAUCGUGAAGAGGGGCUCCAUACAUGUCAAUAUCUCUAUAUUGGGAGGCAUUUAUCCAAGAAGAGUUACAUUACAGCUUUAACUAGCCUUAGGAGAACAAAAUCUUGUUCUGUCAAAAAAGCCUAAAGUUAGGCAUUUUGAGCCUACAAAGGUUUUCUUUGAAUUGUUGGACUCUAGCAUUGUUAACCAAAUUAGAUUAGUGAUUGCAAUAUUUAAGUGUAAAUUUCAUUCUGCCAGAAAGGGAACUUGAUUAGGAUUUGAAAAUAAAUGACUGUUUCUACACAACCUUGUAUACUACGACUACAUGAAGAAAAAGGGGAGGGUUUUGUAAUGUACUGUAGAACAGUCUCAUAUUCAUUUUUUAUAGAAAUGGUAUUCCAAUGGUGCAUUUUCUUUUGUUUAAUAAAUAAAGUUUUGAUACAAAAA
Anolis carolinensis (green anole) is the source of this 14652-nucleotide messenger RNA. RefSeq names its product DCC netrin 1 receptor (gene dcc). Gene Ontology annotation, cellular component: cell surface; plasma membrane; axonal growth cone. NCBI's taxonomy places the organism in Eukaryota, Metazoa, Chordata, Lepidosauria, Squamata, Anolidae. Gene Ontology annotation, molecular function: protein binding. The coding region runs from base 712 to 5055 and encodes 1447 amino acids. The transcript is spliced from 29 exons. The record is from RefSeq and is a predicted model, not a curated record. Gene Ontology annotation, biological process: neuron migration; cell-cell adhesion; axon guidance.